AUGGAUGCCCAAGACUGUCCCUGCGCCAGCGGAGGCGCAUGCACCUGUGGCAACAACUGUCAGUGUAAAAACAGCAAAUUCAAGUCAUGUAAAAAAUGUUGCUGCUCCUGUUGCCCGGUGGGCUGCUCCAAGUGCACCCAAAGGUGUGUCUGCAAGGAUCCCCCCCCCUCCACCAAAUGCAGCUGCUGCCAGUGAACCACCCCUCUGCUCCCGGAGAAUGGACCUGUAUAUUUGCCUGCAACA
Molecule: messenger RNA, 243 nt
Organism: Pogona vitticeps (central bearded dragon)
Lineage: Eukaryota; Metazoa; Chordata; Lepidosauria; Squamata; Agamidae
Source: RefSeq, a predicted model, not a curated record